AUUGUUUCUUUUUUAAUUGAAGGAAUAUUUGGGUCAUCGGGAAAAGUCUGGAAAGAACAGCGAAAGUUUGCAGUAGAAACAUUAAGAGAGUUUGGAUUUGGACGGACCAUGAUGGAAGAUAAGAUUUAUGAAGAGAUUGCAGCGUUGGUGGAAGCUAUUCGACAGAAAAAUGGGGUUGGGUUUGAUAUGUGUCGAUUGAUACAUGUUUCAGUGUUUAAUGUUAUUUGUUCGAUUGUAUUUGGUGAACGCUUUGAUUAUAACAACAAAGCAUUGCAAUUAUAUUUAAAUAAAGCUGAAGAAAAUUUCCAGUAUCAUAGAACAAUUAAUAAUGUUUACAAAGCUAAUGCCACACUGGUUGAACCUGCAAUUGAAGAGCAUUUAAAGAACUAUGACGAGGAUAACACCGAUGACUUUAUUAGUUGUUAUUUGAAGGAAAUG
Molecule: messenger RNA, 438 nt
Organism: Lottia gigantea (owl limpet)
Lineage: Eukaryota; Metazoa; Mollusca; Gastropoda; Lottiidae
Exons: 2
Biological process (GO): xenobiotic metabolic process
Cellular component (GO): intracellular membrane-bounded organelle; cytoplasm
Molecular function (GO): heme binding; iron ion binding; oxidoreductase activity, acting on paired donors, with incorporation or reduction of molecular oxygen, reduced flavin or flavoprotein as one donor, and incorporation of one atom of oxygen
Source: RefSeq, a predicted model, not a curated record